GCAGGCACACACUGCUCACAUUAGAACAUUUCUACUAGCCUGGGGGAAACUUAAAAGCUAACGGCUGUCAGCACAGGCAAGGUGCAAUCAUGGACUUUAUCUGAAUAUAUUAUUGCUUUACUACAUUUGGAUGCAAAGCAACACAUUUCAAUAAAUAAAUAAACACAUGAAGCAUUGCAUUGCGUAACCUUAGUUUCAUCAGAUUGGUUUGACCAGAAGGAGAGAGAUCACAUGGACUAGGAGACAAGGAAAGACAGACUGAUUGGACCACCCAUUUGAAAGGACUGUUACAGCAGUAACUUCCCUCAGUCAGUUUUGGACAGCUCCCUUGUUUUGGCUGGUGCAUAAGAGGCAGCAGCAGCAGCAGCUUCAGCAGCAUCACUAACAGCAGUGCUGCUUGCUUCCACCCUUCAGCACAGCAGAGUCAGAGUGAAGACCCGGGACCAUGGCCAGCGUACAGCAGGGAGAGAAGCAGCUCUUUGAAAAGUUCUGGAGGGGAACCUUCAAAGCUGUGGCAACUCCGAGACCAGGGAGCAUCCUUGUAGCCAGCAUCACUGCCCGAAGGACUGUGGCUAACAGUGACACAUCAAACUGUCAAGCUUACAAAGCAGAUGAAGGUAAGCUGGAGCCUACAGUCACGACAGAGGAGACCUCCGACGGGAAUGGAUGCAUCAAAGAAAGGGAAAGCAAGCACCGCAGCCACCACAGGUCACCUAGUUUAUCCUUUGAUGAGGAUCUCUCCCCUCCACCUGCACCCAAGGGGAAGAAGAAGAAGAAGAAGAAGAAGAAGAAGAAGAAGAAGAAGAAGAAGAAGAAGAAGAAGAAGAAGUCUGACCACAAGAGAAGAAGGAGGUCAGUGGACUGGCUCACUUUCAAACUAAUAACAAGUCCUGGAUACCCUUUCAUGUGGCUCACAAAAAGCUCAGCAGGGCUCUAA
Messenger RNA from Polyodon spathula (Mississippi paddlefish), 937 nucleotides. RefSeq names its product serine/arginine repetitive matrix protein 4-like. The transcript has 3 exons. The coding region runs from base 446 to 937 and encodes 163 amino acids. The record is from RefSeq and is a predicted model, not a curated record. NCBI's taxonomy places the organism in Eukaryota, Metazoa, Chordata, Actinopteri, Acipenseriformes, Polyodontidae.